Messenger RNA from Teleopsis dalmanni, 2431 nucleotides. It is a transcript of the gene HBS1, whose product is annotated as HBS1-like protein. Gene Ontology annotation, biological process: translation. Bases 312 to 2348 code for a protein of 678 amino acids. Lineage: Eukaryota; Metazoa; Arthropoda; Insecta; Diptera; Diopsidae. The record is from RefSeq and is a predicted model, not a curated record. The transcript is spliced from 2 exons. Gene Ontology annotation, molecular function: GTP binding; GTPase activity.
UAUUAUAUAAAAUUGUGCAGUGCAACCAUGUAAUAUUAAAAAAAUUCGAAACUUCACAGUGUAGUUAUGCCAGUCAAUAUGAGCAGAAACGUCAUUUUUAUUGCGAAAAUUUUUUUAGUGUACAUUGUGAAUUUAAAUUGAAAGCAUAACAAACGAAUGUUUGACAUUUUCACGUGGAAGAAUUUCACAAAUUAUUUUGUUUUUAACAUGACUUUUUGACGAUUUUAAUAAAUAUUGUGAAAUAUUGUGUUGUCAAGAUAAAAAUUAGUAGCUAUUGUGAAAUUGAGCAAUAAUAAAAUAAAAGCCCCAAAAUGUCACGGCAUAGAAUGGUGCGUAGCAUGAACUACGACGAUUACGACUACGACGAUGUUUAUGGACAUUCAGUUGAUGAUGAUAACUGCAUAUCACCGACAGAUGCUCAGCAAUGGCUUUAUGAUAGAGAACGUGGACAACAAAGUAUUUCCGCAUUUAUACGCAAUAACAAGGGCAUAGAAGAAGAAGAUGAGGAAGCAGAAAAUGCUGCCUAUGAAAAAGCAAGACGCGACUCUGACAACUUUCAAAUGCCGGCAUUGAAUGACACCGACCAAGCAAAACUAACCUCUUGCAUUGAUGAGGUACGCAGUGUCGUAGGAGAUAGCAUAUCUGAACGUCGGAUCGUUGAAACCUCCAUACGCUUUGGUUAUGACAUAACAAAAAUACUCGACGAAAUACUCAACAAUGAAAGCGACAGCAAAUCUAAGCGACUGCAACAAACAGAUUUCAACGCAGUGAAGACUUUUCAAAAACCUUCUAAAACUACAAUAACUAAAAUAGUUAGCAAAGAAACAGAAAUUAGGCAGGUACCCGCGACUAUAAAAAUAACAAGCGUACAAAGCGAACGAGAUGCAAGACGAGGUUUCGAAAUAAAUUCUCCUAAUAUACCGUCUUCACCAGCAUUAUCCGGCCGCAAUACGCCUGAAUCGCCGGAAGAUUCCAUUAAGAGUGGUACAGGUACGCUUUUUAAAGUUUCAAAAGAGCAAGCGCAACGUGACGCACAACAAGUUUAUGCGAAAGAACGAGCUGAUCAAAAAGGACAUUUCCAUAUGAUUGUCAUCGGUCACGUAGACGCAGGAAAAAGUACAUUAAUGGGGCAUUUAUUGUUCGAUACAGGGAAUGUAUCACAGCGCAUUAUGCACAAACAUGAACAAGAAUCUAAAAAGAUAGGAAAGCAAAGUUUUAUGUACGCAUGGGUUUUAGACGAAACUGGUGAAGAGCGAACCAGAGGUAUCACAAUGGAUGUAGGCCACUCGCGUAUAGAAACUGAUUCUAAGAUUGUGACUUUGCUCGAUGCACCUGGACACAAGGACUUUAUACCUAAUAUGAUCUCGGGUGCUACACAAGCUGAUGUUGCUUUACUAGUCGUCGAUGCAACACGUGGGGAAUUUGAAAGUGGAUUUGAACACGGCGGUCAAACCCGGGAACAUGCUUUGUUAGUACGUUCAUUGGGUGUCAGCCAGUUGGGUGUGGUUAUAAAUAAGUUAGAUACUGUGGAUUGGUCGCAAGAACGUUUCAAUGAGAUUGUAAAGAAAUUAAAGACUUUUUUAAAACAAGCUGGCUUCAAGGAAGCUGACGUUAGUUAUACACCAUGUUCUGGUUUAACUGGUGAAAAUCUUUCCAAACCUGCAACUGCAACUGAAUUAAAGAAGUGGUAUAAUGGUCCACAUUUGUUAAGCGUUAUAGAUAAUUUCAAAAUACCAGAACGUCCUAUAGAUAGACCUUUUCGUAUGUCUGUAUCAGAUAUAUUCAAAGGCACUGGAUCUGGUUUAAGCAUAUCUGGACGCAUUGAAACAGGCGUUUUAGGUGCCAAUGAUAAAGUAUUAGUAGGUGCCAAUCGCGAACAGGCGCAAGUGAAAGGCUUGCUGAUAGAUGAAAUGCCACAGACCAAUGUAUUUGCUGGUGAUCAAGUUUCAGUUACACUUUCUGGUAUCGAUUUGAACAACAUUGCUGUUGGUACCAUAAUAUAUGAUCCACAAAAUCCUAUACAAGUAACUAGUCGCUUCCAAGCACGUAUACUUGUUUUUAAUUUGAAGGUGCCAAUCACAAUUGGUUGUCCAGUGCUGUUGCAUCAUCAGUCACUGAUAGAACCAGCUGUUAUAUCGAAAUUAACAGCACAAAUUCACAAGGGAACAGGUGAAGUUGUUAAGAAAAAACCGCGUUGUCUGGGUAAUAACACAUGUGCCUUAGUUGAAUUGGAAACGAUACGUCCAAUUUGUAUGGAACUUUACUCGGACUUCAAGGAAUUAGGCAGAGUUAUGUUGAGAGUGAGCGGCGUUACAAUUGCUGCUGGAAUGGUUACAAAAAUUCGUUGAACUCUUGGAAUUUUAGUUUAGAUUUUUAUGGUUGUUUUUAUUUUAAUAUAACUUGUUUUUAUAAAUAAAAAUAACGAAAUGCU